AUGUGUGAUGUGCCCAAGGGGGCCGAGACCUUCGGAGUCUCUGGGAGCUCCGGAGUGGAGAUUUUCAUGGUCUACGACCCAGCUCGGGUGACAGUGCCCACAGGCAAGUCCCGCUGGCCCCUGGACACCAAUGUGGAGGUGACCGUAUCCGUGGAUGCAGCCAGUAAGGACUUACAUGAUCUCAAGGUGAAGGUGUCCUACUUCGGGGGGCAUGAGGGCGGCGCCCUGGGCCACAGCGUGCUCUACCUCACUGGCGUUGACCUCUCCCUUGAUGUCGACACGCAUCGCACGGGCAAGGUGAAGAGGAGCCACGGCGACAAGAAAACCUGGCGCUGGGGCCCCGAAGGCUAUGGGGCCGUCCUGCUGGUGAACUGUGACCGGGACAGUGUCACAUCCAGAGGGCCUGACCUCACCAACAGCCAGCUGGCAUCACUGGAUGACCUACAGGACAUGUCCCCCAUGGUACUGAGCUGUGACGGCCCAGACAAGCUCUUCGACAGCCACAAGCUGGUCCUGAACGUGCCCUUCUCGGAUUCCAAACGAGUGGGGGUCUUCUGUGCUAGGGGCGGGAAUUCCCUGAAAGACUACAAGCAGGUGCUGGGGCCUGGGCACCUGUCCUACGAAGUUAAGCGGCAGCAGGGGGAGCGGAAGAUCAGCUUCUUUGUGGAGGGACUCACCUUCCCUGACGUUGAUUUCUUGGGGCUGGUCUCCCUCAGUGUCAGCCUGGUGGACACGGAGACCCUGCCUGAGGUGCCCCUCUUCACAGACACCGUGGCCUUCCGCAUGGCCCCCUGGAUCAUGACCCCCAACACCCAGCCCCCCCUGGAGCUGUAUGCAUGCAGUGUGGCAGACUCUCACGGCCCAAAUAAGAAAUUUCUGGAAGACAUGUCUGACCUAGCAUUGAAAACCAACUGCAAGCUGAUCAUCUGCCCUCAGAUUGAAAAUCGAAAUGACCGCUGGAUCCAGGAUGAGAUGGAGUUUGGCUACACCGAGGCCCCUCACAAGUCUUUCCCAGUGGUCUUUGACUCUCCCCGAAACAGAGGUCUGAAGCAUUUCCCCUAUAAGCGGAUCCUGGGUCCCGACUUUGGAUAUGUAACCCGGGAGAUCCUGUCCGCUGGUGCCUCCAGCCUUGACUCUUUCGGCAACCUGGAUGUCAGCCCGCCCGUCACAGUGGGCGGCAAGGAGUAUCCCCUGGGCCGGAUCCUCAUCGGCAGCAGCUUCCCCAAAUCGGUACCUGAGGGCACAGAGAUGUUCGAGGUCUAUGGGACCCCUGGCGUGGACAUCUACAUCUCUCCUAGUGUGGAGAGGGGCCGGGAGCGCGCGGACACCAGGCGGUGGCACUUUGAUACGGGGUUGGAGAUCAUCGUGGUCAUGAACUCUCCCAGCAACGACCUCAAUGACAGUCAUGUGCAGAUUUCCUACCACUCCAGCCAUGAGCCCCUGCCCCUGGCCUAUGCGGUGCUCUACCUCACCUGUGUUGACAUUGCUCUGGAUUGUGACCUGAACUGUGAGGGCAGGCAGAAUAGCAGCUUUGUGGACAAGCGGGAUUGGGUCUGGGGGCCUGGCGGGUAUGGAGCCAUCCUGCUGGUGAACUGCGAUAGGGAUGAUCUGAACUGCAAUGACCAGGACAACCGUGACCGGCAUGUGCACUGCCUGCAAGACCUGGAAGACAUGUCCGUCAUGGUCCUGAAGACCCAAGGCCCCGCCGCCCUCUUUGAUGACCACAAACUUAUCCUCCACACUUCCAGCUAUGACGCCAAGUGGGCACGGGUCUUCCACGCCUGUGGUCCUGAAGACUCAUGCAAGUCCUACAGGCACGUGCUGGGCCAGGACAAGGUGUCCUAUGAGGUGCCCCGCUUCCAUGGGGACGAGGAACGCUUCUUUGUGGAGGGUCUCUCGUUCCCUGAUGCCAGCUUCACGGGGCUCGUCUCCUUCCAUGUCACCCUGCUGGACGACUCCAACGAGGAUUUCUCUGAGUCCCCAAUCUUCACCGACACCGUGGUGUUUCGUGUGGCGCCCUGGAUUAUGACGCCCAGCACCCUGCCGCCCCUGGAGGUGUACGUGUGCCGUGUGAGGAACAACACAUGUUUUGUGGACGCCGUGGCGGAGCUGGCCACGAAGGCCGGCUGCAAGCUGACCAUCUGCCCGCAGAAUGAGAACCGCAAUGACCGCUGGAUCCAGGACGAGAUGGAGCUGGGCUAUGUUCAGGCCCCACACAAGACCUUCCCGGUGGUCUUUGACUCCCCCAGGAAUGGGGAACUGCAGGAUUUCCCUUACAAAAGAAUCCUGGGUCCAGAUUUCGGCUAUGUGACUCGGGAACCACAAGACAGCUCUGUGAGUGGCCUGGACUCCUUUGGGAACCUGGAGGUCAGCCCCCCAGUGGUGGCCAAUGGGAAAGAGUACCCCUUGGGGAGGAUCCUCAUCGGGGGCAACCUGCCUGGGUCCAGCGGCCGCCGGGUCACCCAGGUGGUGCGGGACUUCCUCUAUGCGCAGAGGGUGCAGCCCCCCGUGGAGCUCUUUGUGGACUGGCUGGCCGUGGGCCACGUGGAUGAGUUUCUGAGCUUCGUCCCUGCCCCCGAUGGGAAGGGCUUCCGGAUGCUCCUGGCCAGCCCUAGCGCCUGCUUCCAGCUCUUCCAGGCAAAGCAGAAGUGGGGCCACGGCGGUGCCCUCCUGUUCAAAGGGGUUGUUGGGGAUAAGCCAGUCAACACUGUCUCCAUCAACCAGGUCCUCUCCAACGUAAACCUCAUCAGUUACAAUAAGUUCGUGCAGAGCUGCAUCGACUGGAACCGGGAGGUGCUGAAGCGGGAGCUGGGCUUGACUGAGCAGGACAUCAUCGACAUCCCCCAGCUCUUCAAGACUGAGAGGAGAAAGGCGGUGGCCUUCUUCCCUGACUUGGUGAACAUGCUGGUGCUGGGGAAGCACCUGGGCAUCCCCAAGCCCUUCGGACCCAUCAUCGACGGCCAGUGCUGCCUGGAGGAGAAGGUGCGGUCCCUGCUGGAGCCGCUGGGCCUCCACUGCACCUUCAUCGACGACUUCACCCCGUACCACACGCUGCACGGGGAGGUGCACUGCGGCACCAACGUGCGCCGGCAGCCCUUCUCCUUCAAGUGGUGGCGCAUGGUGCCCUGAGCCGGUCCCCCUCAUCCUCUCCCCCUGGGGUGGGACAUGGGCCGGUCCUGAACAAUAAGCAUCAAGAGACCCCAAGGUUCCAGAUAGCACAUUGAGGGGGACUGUCUCUCUCAGAAGCCUUUUCCCUAGAAGUGUUCAUAGCUCACUUGCAACCCAUUUGGUUCUCAGACUUGAUUCUUGUUGGCCUCCCAAGAAGAAAGACCUCACUUCUUGUGGCCUCUCAUGAGGAUCAACAUGACCCAUGGGGAUUCCUCCAAACUCCCCCCUUCCCACCCCCAAAUCCUCUGUUUGGGAUUGAAUUUACUUUGGGGUCUAGAAACAACCAUGUGUCUCAUCUGCCAUCUUGGCCUGUGUGUCCUAAUGGAGGAAGGACCCACAAUUCUGCUUGGGUCUGAUUGCCUCUCACUCUGCAGGGGAACAGCCUUAAAGUCAGAUCCCUCUACCCAGGAGAGAGUCUACACAUAGCUUCCCCCAGAGGGAAGGAGGUGUGGUCCAUGUAGAUCAAGGUUGGAUCAUCAGCCUACCUGCCAAGCUUCUGACCAGAUGCUAAACUCUCUACCCUACCCAGUGCCCAGCAUGAACUUUCACAUAGUUGGUCCUUGCUAGAUGUGUGUUGAAGGAAUGACUGUUGGCCCUUAGCCUUAUAAAUGCCCCGUCAUCUGACAUUCAGAAAUCUGGCUUUGUCCAAAAACCUCCAGGAAUUUCCUAGAGAUGAAAGUAUGUGGGGAAUUCUUGGAUUUGGGGAAGCCUAUGGGUGCAAGGGUGAAAGAUGUCCUUCAUAAUGCAUAGGAUGCUUCCUUGGCCCCAGACCUCUCUCUGCAGGAGGGGAGAAUCAGUCCUAGACUUUCUGUUGCCCUCUGGUCAACAUUUCCAUGUCCUGCCAUGCCUCAGGAGAGGGGGCCCAGAGGGGCAGAUCCACCGAGGCAGCUCACAGUGGGCCAGCUCUGGGAAUG
Messenger RNA from Leptonychotes weddellii (Weddell seal), 4082 nucleotides. Lineage: Eukaryota; Metazoa; Chordata; Mammalia; Carnivora; Phocidae. The record is from RefSeq and is a predicted model, not a curated record.